Camelina sativa (false flax) is the source of this 1080-nucleotide messenger RNA. Its product is annotated as expansin-A24-like. Gene Ontology annotation, cellular component: extracellular region. Lineage: Eukaryota; Viridiplantae; Streptophyta; Magnoliopsida; Brassicales; Brassicaceae. Gene Ontology annotation, biological process: plant-type cell wall organization. The record is from RefSeq and is a predicted model, not a curated record.
AAUAAAACAGAGAGAUAAAAUCAUGAAACUCCUAAACUUAUUUAUGUAUGCAGACGUUUUGAUGCUGGGAAUGGUGAUAUGGAUUGUGCCCACAUACGGUCAUGAGCCACACCCACACCCACACCCACACGAGUCUGGUUGGGUUGAUGGCCGUGCCACAUUUUACGGUGACAUCAAUGGUGGAGAAACUCAACAGGGAGCUUGUGGAUAUGGUAAUCUACACAAACAAGGAUAUGGUCUAGAGACAGCAGCACUAAGCACGGCACUAUUCAACAACGGGUCAACGUGUGGGGCUUGUUACGAGAUAACGUGCACGAAUGCUCCAGAAUGGUGUUUGCCUGGCUCUAUCAAGAUCACAGCUACAAACUUCUGUCCACCAGAUUACUCCAAACCCAAAGAAUGUUGGUGCAACCCGCCACAAAAACACUUUGAUCUCUCACAACCAAUGUUCCUAAAAAUCGCCAAGUACAAAGCUGGGGUUGUCCCGGUUAAAUUUAGACGUUUUCCUUGUGCUAAAAUCGGAGGCGUCAAGUUUGAAAUCAAAGGAAACCCUCAUUUCCUAAUGAUCUUACCGUACAAUGUGGGAGGAGCUGGAGAUGUCAGGGCCAUGAAGAUUAAGGGAACAAGGACCGAGUGGAUACCAAUGAAGAAGAACUGGGGACAGAUUUGGAGCAGUGGUGUUGUGUUGACCGGACAAUGUUUAUCGUUUAGGGUCACGACAAGUGAUGGAGUUACGAAAGAUUUUAUGGACGUGACACCGCCAGAUUGGGGAUGUAAUGGACAGAGCUUUGAUGGAAAGAUUAACUUUUAGGAGAAGAAUUUGAGUCUUGUUCGCUAACGCUUGCAAUCUAUUAAGAAGCUGGAGGGUUAUUGGUAGGUUACUUGCAAUUUUUAAAAAUAAUUCAUUGUUAUUGGUUUACGAAUUCGAAUAUUCGAUGAUUUUCUAUUUCUAAUCAAAAUCUUGUUUUUUUUUUUACGUUUUCUUUGUUACCAAUUUCCUAAACCUUUUGUUUUUUAUUUAUUGACUUAUGGAUGUAUGUAAAAUAAGCUUAAGAUCAAUAACAUUCAAAACUUUUGGAA